Molecule: messenger RNA, 1984 nt
Organism: Drosophila teissieri
Lineage: Eukaryota; Metazoa; Arthropoda; Insecta; Diptera; Drosophilidae
Gene: elfless
Product: LON peptidase N-terminal domain and RING finger protein 3
Exons: 4
Coding region: 131-838 (235 amino acids)
Source: RefSeq, a predicted model, not a curated record
GCUUUCCCGGCAACUUGUGAAUAAAACUAUAAAGCAAACGGAGUCAAACGGAUUUUGUAAAAACCUCUUCGAAAGCCGAGUUUAUUGGUAAUAUUGACAGUAUAAUAUUCAAACACAAGUGCGAUAUCAGAUGGAGGACUUCAGCGACUCAGACUGUUCUAGUGAAUCGGAGCAGUUCCCUAGGAUCAUUUCCGUACCCGUGUUCAGGCUCCACUCGAACUUCAGCGCACACAGUUCCGUGGAGGAACUGGCUAUGGAGAACCGCCGCACCUCGAACAAUUACAGGGUAUCAGAGCGCAGCCACAGCACCAUCUCCGUGUUCGCGGCCAGUUCCACUGCAGACAGCGGUUCCCCUGGGCAACCUCCAAACGAGUAUUCCGGCGACUCGGACAGUUCUAGCAGCUCCCGUUCCAGCGCCAGCCGCGCCUGUGUGCGGGGUGCAAUGGCGUAUUCCAGCGACUCGGAGCCGUCCAGCAUCAGUUCCAAUGAAACCUCUUCUUCGUCCAGCAACAGCUCCAGCCUGAGCUCCAACUUGAGCUCCGACAUGGCCUCAACUUCAAUGGGGAGACGUAGACAGUAUGAACCGAAGCCGAAUGAGCAGGACUCUGAUUCUAGCGAGGAUGUUCCUCCGAACAAACGGAUGAGAUCCGAUUCCGGGGAUUCCUACGUGCCCUACAACUGCCCCGUGUGCCUGGAAGACGUCCGGGAGAGGGAACCAGUGUCCACUAAUUGUGGCCACGUUUUCUGCAAAGACUGCAUUGAGCGAGCUGUCGCCACUGGGAGGAUGUGCCCAUUGUGCGGACUUGAUGAACCUGAAUUUCAUCGAAUUUUCUUGUAAGACGUGAUAUAGAAAUAUCCAAGUAUCGUAGUAUGAUAGAAAUCAUACUACGUUUUAUUUUAUUCAGUAAUACGGGUUGUGCUUAACACGUAAAACUGUGCAAUCUUGCUAAAAUAUAAUCUCACCUGAAGAAACUGUUGCUCUAUCAUAGCACUUAUGGAAGGUAACAUCCCCCAGAAACACAAUGCAAUCGCAAACUAAAACUAAAAUAUAAGAAGGCAGACAACUUUUGCCAUAAAACAUGGCGCAAGGACACACUUAUACUCGCAGAGAACCCCAGAAAAAUGGAAGCACUUCUACAGGGGGCAACAUUGGCAAAGCAAUGAAAAUUCCGACCUACCGCAAUAAAUUCCGCGGGAAAAACAAAGCGAGCGAUGCCAAAAUGAGAGUGAAACGGCCAGCUCAAACACACACACACGCACAUGAAUUUAGAGAACUGGAAUCACCACCUUAGACACGGCGCUGUAAAUCGCGCUUAUCCAAAACACAACAUGGCAUCAGGAGGCAAUGGAGAUUCAGUUUCAGUUUCAUUCAAAGAUUGAAUAGGCAAAGGGGGGCGUUCGUUCCUCCCCUACAUCAACAACCUUUGACCUGACACAAUGCUCUACAUUCUAUGUUUUUGUUCGAGUUGCGAGUUCGAAUCGCGACUGCGCAAUGAUCCUGAAGACCGAACAGCUGUUCUACGCAAGACCCUUACCUAGGACAACAUGUGCAUCCUUAUGGGCGUCUGGUCCUUGCAGCCUCAACCCCGAAUAGCUGAGGCAGGCCAUCCAUGUUUUCAUACGUAAUCCGCCUGCCAGGUUGGAUAUAUUCUGUUAAUUUUGUAUUUUAAUUCAUUUUAUUACUGAACACCCAUAAUAAUAAAAUUCUUUAUGUAUACGAGAGCUUGGGAGUUUUAGCCCCUGCCAAGGAAAAGGGAUUUCUAAGAACAUAUACCUCCAGCAGUCUUUGAAAGAAGCUUGAUCUCGGAAGAGGCUUAUUACUGCAUGCUGCCUUAGUAAUGCCUAUGAUAGCGGUUUCAGACAAUUUUUCCAGUGGGCGCUUCACCAACCGCAGGGACACGAGCUGCAGCCACCACAAGGACCGCAGCAAGGACUACAGCAACCUCCACAGGGACCGCAUCCGCAAUAGGGAGUUCCUCCCAUC